This is a messenger RNA of Brienomyrus brachyistius, 1631 nucleotides long. It is a transcript of the gene slc10a1, whose product is annotated as solute carrier family 10 member 1. Gene Ontology annotation, cellular component: membrane. The record is from RefSeq and is a predicted model, not a curated record. Gene Ontology annotation, biological process: bile acid and bile salt transport. Gene Ontology annotation, molecular function: bile acid:sodium symporter activity. NCBI's taxonomy places the organism in Eukaryota, Metazoa, Chordata, Actinopteri, Osteoglossiformes, Mormyridae. The transcript is spliced from 6 exons. Bases 279 to 1316 code for a protein of 345 amino acids.
CUGGUAACUAUAUUACCAUGGAAACUCGGUUCAACUUUGUUCAAUUCAUAUGCAAAAUCAGCUUUUCUCUACUUGCCAAAUGAGGAGUGAAUUUCUCCGCUGGACUUUGGCGUACCGCUCAGCAGCUGCAUGCUAGAAAACAAGGAGAUCAGAGAGAGGUGCAGUACAUAGAGUUUUGCAGCCAUCAUCUUGCGAAGGACGGCAGCCCUGACACAACCGGCGUGUGAAACGUGCAGAUGAAGGAAUCAGCCUGGGGACAAUAAAAGACCAGCUUAGGAAUGAAUUCCACAAAGAACCAGACCAUCAGCUACCAGUUAUGGGACCACGCAAGCACCCUCAACAUCACAGAGUAUAAUUCUUCUGUAACAUUCCAAUCCCAGUUCUCUGCAGUGAUAGAUCAGGUGAUUGGUGGUGUCACCAUCAUCAUCCUCUUCAUCACCAUGAUAUCCCUGGGCUGCACGAUGGAGGUCGCCAAGAUCCAGGAGCACAUCGCCAAGCCCAAAGGAGUGGUCAUCGCCAUAGUGGCACAGUAUGGCAUCAUGCCCCUCUCAGCCUUUACCUUUGCCAAGAUCUUCCAGCUGGGACCUGUAGCAGCCAUGACUGUGUUGAUCUGCGGCUGCUGUCCAGGGGGAAACCUGUCCAACAUUUUCACCCUGGGCCUCCAGGGUGACAUGAACCUGAGCAUCCUGUUGACUACGUUCUCCAACGUCAUGGGUUUGGGAAUGAUGCCCUUACUCCUGUACGUGUACUACCAGGGCAUCUUCAGCCUGGAGAGUGCCGUUCCUUACGGCGGCAUCACCCUGGCACUGGUGCUGACCCUCAUCCCCUGUGCCAUUGGGAUCGCCAUCAACCACUGGGCACCUCGCUUUUCCCCCAUCAUCAUCAAGGUUGGUCUCAGCACCUUAUCGGUCACCGCCAUUGUGAUCUUCAUCCUGUGUGGCAUCGAGGUUAGAGAUACAAUUGGCCUGGUCCUGUCACCUCCAUUGGUGGCCACGGCGGCUCUCAUGCCAGUAAUCGGCUUCCUCUUUGGCUACAUGAUGGCCUUUAUAUUCAAUCUCAACCAGCAGUGUAGGAGGACCAUUGCUAUGGAGACCGGCUGUCAAAAUGUCCAGCUCGGCACCACCAUCCUGAAGGUAGUGUUCCCUCAUGAGAUCAUCGGACCCCUCUUCCUGUUCCCCUUGAUCUACGUCACUUUCCAGGCUGGUGAAGCUGUACUGCUGACCAUCCUGUUCAGGUGUUACCAAAGGUUCAAGACACCCAGCAAGAAGAAAACCGUGUAUGUGACUGUGAACACAGAGGAAGUGGCAUCAGUCUAGGAGUGGACAGUCGUUCAGUUGAUGGGUGGAGUCACUGCCCCCCCUCCCCCACCAGGAGCUACUUUCAAGCCAAAAUGUAGCAACAACAAAUAUUCCAAGAGCAGCCACAGACAUUAAGUGACCAUGUUUGGAUGGCUUGUUUUUAAUCUGUGAUCUGUACAAUACUACCUCCAGGAAAAAUCUAGACCGAACAUCUUAUAAUAAUAAGAUAAUAAUAAGUUCAUUCUAUACAUAGUAUCACAGACAUUCUAAAUCCAAUUUUCACUAGUAUAACUUGUAGUAUAUCGUAGUUCAAUACACCUGGAACGACAAUGA